AUCUCCGAUGUUGAUUAAGCGAAUAUUUAAGGAUGUUUUUUUUUAUUUUUAUGCUCAGUUAUGUUGUGAUAGCAUAAUACUCAUCAGGUCAAUAGUUAAUAACAGUGAAUUCUGGACCGUUAAGUGGUUUUCCUUGAUUAGAUUAUUAAUAAUAAGUAGAUUUAAAACAUGCCCCUUCAAGUACCGAACGUAAUCCUCUACCUCGUGGUCGCACUAAUUCUACCGCUACUCGCUGUAAUUGCGCUGUUCUUAUUCAUAUUUAGGCAACUAGUGGAUUUAUACUUAAAAGUUACGUUAAAAGAAAAAUAUGGGGGUUUAUUAUGCGCUGCAGAUAAAGUUUAUGCGAAAAGAAUACCUGCAAAUCCUUUGGUCAUGUUUGGGUGCAGCUACGUUAGAACCGAUACAAAAGUCAAUUUAUUGGAGAAGUUUAGGAAUUAUGCUGAGAGGAACAUCUUAGGUAACGCAGACGAGUACCUAAAACUGACGUCCACACUUCAUUGCUUCCUUGGCCAGGCCUAUCUGCAAAAAGAGACAAUGAAAGUAGAAGAGAUUGCUAAACCAAUUCCUUUGCCGCAAACUGAUGAUCGAAAAUUUAAUGAAGAAUAUUUAAAAGAAUCCGUGGCGCUCUUGUACUCAGCGCCACUACCUAGAAACAACACCGCUCUAUUCGAUGUCUUCGUAUCCACCGAGCCUCUGGAAGAUUUUCAUCCAAGCGUGAAAGGUUACGUGUACCCAAUGAUGUUCCGUAUGCACCACUCGGUAGCCGAUGGUGCCAGGUGCAUAACAUUAAUUGCGAAAUGUUGGGCGGACGAGAAGCAAGCGCUUUAUUCCGAUCAGUUGACUUUAGAAGAAAAAAGGACAAAAAAUACGAAAAAUAUUAUUGAAAAUAUUAUAAGCCUUGCAAGGGAAUCUAUAGCCCUAAUCCAGCUUCUAAUAACAGGAACAGUAGCAUUUCUAAAGGCGUCAUUUCUAAAAGAGUGUGACGACAACAUCAUACAUCCAGAAGGCCGUUAUUUAUGCGGUGACAAGUUGAUUGCUUGGCAAACUGAGACGGAGAGUUGCCACGUGCAAACCGUUAAGGAUAUCAAAAACAGAAUACCGAAUACGAAGUUUUCGGACGUGAUAUUUUAUUGCAUUUCUGCCGCAAUGACUGAUUAUUUUACCAUGAAAAACGUUUGUCCACCGGAAAAAAUCUCCUGUAUCCUGCCUUUUUUAAUAUUCAAACCGUCAGUAAACGAAUUUCGGCCUAGAGAUCUCAAGAGCGAAUUUACAUUUAUUACCAUCGACUUGUCUUUGGUGAACCCCUCAAACGGUUUCACUACUGGAAUAGAGAAAGUUAAGACUAACUUGGAUGAAGGCAAAAAUAGUGUGCUUAAAGAUUUCAUAUACUUAACAGCCAAUUACUUAAUGGCAGUAAUUCCUACGACGAUAUGCCCAUUUGUUUUCGAUACUUCCGCGUACACUGCUGCGAUAAGCAAUGUACCUGGUUGCGAGAAAUUCAAGUUCCUAGGGCACGACGUGCUCUCUUUAAUUAUUAGUGCGCCAAACACAAACCAAACUGGUUUAACUAUAACAGUACUAACAUUGGACAAUAAAUUCAAUAUAUGCCUGUUUGCCGAUAAGGCCAUCAUUCAAAACCAAGAAGACGGACAGUUUAUCGUGGAUCGAGUAGUGAGGAAUAUUGAGAUUUUGAAUGAGGAAAGCAAACAGAUAUUUGCGUAAAUCUAACACAAUGACGUGGCAUCUGGCACUUUCACCAAAGCAUCAGGAAAAGUAUUUGAAAAAUACUUCAGAAAGCCUGGGACUCUCGUUGGUUGACAUAAGGACAAGAAACAUCUUAAUAAGGGAUAAAUGCAUUCCUUAGACAAUAUUAUAAUUUAUUUAAUAUAUAGCCAGAACACU
This is a messenger RNA of Anthonomus grandis grandis, 1902 nucleotides long. RefSeq lists its product as uncharacterized. Gene Ontology annotation, biological process: triglyceride biosynthetic process. Gene Ontology annotation, molecular function: diacylglycerol O-acyltransferase activity; long-chain-alcohol O-fatty-acyltransferase activity. Lineage: Eukaryota; Metazoa; Arthropoda; Insecta; Coleoptera; Curculionidae. The transcript has 9 exons. Bases 169 to 1722 code for a protein of 517 amino acids. The record is from RefSeq and is a predicted model, not a curated record. Gene Ontology annotation, cellular component: plasma membrane.